Messenger RNA from Daktulosphaira vitifoliae (grape phylloxera), 695 nucleotides. RefSeq names its product protein YIPF7-like. Gene Ontology annotation, cellular component: trans-Golgi network. Gene Ontology annotation, biological process: vesicle fusion with Golgi apparatus; endoplasmic reticulum to Golgi vesicle-mediated transport. The record is from RefSeq and is a predicted model, not a curated record. Lineage: Eukaryota; Metazoa; Arthropoda; Insecta; Hemiptera; Phylloxeridae. The annotation marks the transcript as partial. The transcript has a single exon.
AAUCAGAACUUUGACGAUUAUUCGCAACCAGCUCAAUUCAAUACGACAUCAUCAUGGAAUCAACAGUCUACUACUAAUUUUACUGGCGAAGAUGACGAGCCACCGCUUCUUGAAGAACUUGGGAUAGAUGUCAAUAAAAUAUUUACGCGGUUAUUACAUUCACUUGAUCCUACUGGCAGAUGUGGUGUAGUUUUGGGCGACUAUGAUGUAAUUGGUCCUAUUGCUUUAUAUUUAACAUACACUUCAUUAUUACUAUUAGCCGGUGGAAAAUUAAUGUUUAGUUAUGUUUAUGGUCUCGCAGUGUUAACUUCAGUUUGUAUGUAUGCAUUACUUUGGGCAAUGACUGAUUCACCUGAAGUAACAUUAACUUCCACUUUCUCUGUAUUGGGAUAUUCAUUCACACCAGUAGUUCUAGUUGCGCUACUUGCUGUUUUCACAAACCUCAAAAAUAUUUUUGGUGCCCUUGUGGUUCUUUUAGCUGUUUUAUGGAGUAGUACAAAUGCUGCCAAAGUCUUUGUAGCUAUGUUUGGUAAUGCUGAUCAAAAGUAUUUGAUGGCUUACCCUUGUGCGAUUAUAUGUGGUCUUUACACUUUAUUUAUACUAUACUAAAUAAUUUAUAAAAUAUAUAAAUGUUAAUUAAGCAAUGUAUUUAUAAAAAUAAAAUUAAAUGUUGACACUUUUGUAUAAUGCUUUAA